Messenger RNA from Malassezia vespertilionis, 1647 nucleotides. RefSeq names its product histone acetyltransferase (gene ELP3). The record is from RefSeq and is a predicted model, not a curated record. Gene Ontology annotation, biological process: tRNA wobble base 5-methoxycarbonylmethyl-2-thiouridinylation. The transcript has a single exon. Bases 1 to 1647 code for a protein of 548 amino acids. Lineage: Eukaryota; Fungi; Basidiomycota; Malasseziomycetes; Malasseziales; Malasseziaceae. Gene Ontology annotation, molecular function: iron-sulfur cluster binding; acyltransferase activity, transferring groups other than amino-acyl groups. Gene Ontology annotation, cellular component: cytoplasm; elongator holoenzyme complex; nucleus.
AUGGGCGUGACGACAGCAUCGACGUCAGCCGAGUGCCUCUUGCGUGUAUGUGCCGACAUUGCGUCGCAGCUCGUACAGGCGCAUGAAGAGUCGCGGCACGUCUCGCUGAAUGCGAUACGCGGCGCCACCUGUAAAAAGCAUGGCUACGGCGGCGUGCCUCGAUUGACCGACAUUAUUGCAGCAAUUCCAGACGCAUACCGCAAAGCGCUUGUUCCUGCACUAAAGGCUAAGCCUGUGCGCAGUGCAAGUGGUAUUGCCGUGGUUGCGGUGAUGUGCAAGCCGCACCGUUGCCCACACAUUGCAUUGACCGGCAACAUUUGUGUAUACUGCCCCGGCGGCCCCGACUCAGACUUUGAAUACAGCACCCAGUCAUACACGGGGUACGAGCCAACUUCCAUGCGUGCGAUCCGUGCGCGCUACGACCCGUACGAACAGAGCCGCGGACGUGUACAACAGCUGCGCGAACUUGGGCACAGUGUAGACAAGGUCGAGUACAUCAUCAUGGGCGGCACAUUUAUGAGCCUCUCUGAGGACUACCGCAAUCAAUUUAUUGCCCAGCUGCACAAUGCGCUAAGUGGCUACACAGGCCUCGACGUCGACGAGGCAGUGCAGUUUUCCGAGCGUGCACAGACCAAAUGCAUUGGCAUCACUAUUGAAACGCGCCCAGACUACUGCUUGCGGCCGCACCUGAGCCAAAUGCUGCGCUACGGAUGCACACGGCUAGAGAUUGGUGUGCAGAGUGUAUAUGAGGACGUGGCGCGUGAUACGAACCGUGGCCACACUGUCAAGGCCGUGACAGAGACUUUCCACCUGGCCAAGGACGCAGGGUACAAGGUUGUCGCCCACAUGAUGCCGGAUCUGCCCAACGUCGGUGUCGAGCGCGAUAUGGAGCAGUUCAAAGAAUACUUUGAAAACCCCGCUUUUCGUUCCGACGGCUUAAAACUGUAUCCCACACUGGUGAUUCGCGGCACGGGCUUGUACGAACUCUGGCGCACGGGCCGGUACAAGAACUAUACCCCAUCCUUCCUUGUGGAUGUCAUUGCACGUAUUCUUGCACUAGUACCGCCAUGGACGCGCAUCUACCGUGUCCAGCGUGAUAUCCCCAUGCCGCUUGUAUCUUCCGGCGUGGAAAACGGCAACCUGCGCGAGAUGGCCUUGGAUCGCAUGCACGACUUUGGUGUAACGUGCCGCGAUGUGCGGUAUCGCGAAGUGGGUCUGCACGAGAUUCAUACCAAGGUACGGCCAGAAGAGAUUGAGUUUAUUCGCCGCGACUACACCGCAAACGGCGGCUGGGAAUCUUUCUUGUCGUACGAGGACCCCGACAAGGAUAUCCUGGUUGCACUUUUGCGCCUGCGAAAAUGCUCCGCAGAAGGAACUUUCCGUCCAGAGCUUACCAAAGACGGACAAGCGUCAAUUGUGCGCGAGCUGCACACCUACGGAAGUGCCGUGCCAAUUCACAACCGCGACCCGACCAAGUUCCAGCACCAGGGUUUCGGGACGUUGCUUAUGGAGCAAGCCGAGGCAAUCUCCCGCAAUGAGCACAAAAGUGUCAAGCUUGCCGUAAUUGCCGGCGUCGGCACCCGCGACUACUACCGCCGCCUGGGCUACGAACGCGAAGGACCGUACAUGAUUAAAAUGCUAGUGUAG